This is a messenger RNA of Culex pipiens pallens (northern house mosquito), 2250 nucleotides long. RefSeq names its product NADPH oxidase 4-like. Gene Ontology annotation, biological process: defense response; superoxide anion generation. The transcript has 10 exons. Gene Ontology annotation, cellular component: plasma membrane; NADPH oxidase complex. Gene Ontology annotation, molecular function: superoxide-generating NAD(P)H oxidase activity. The record is from RefSeq and is a predicted model, not a curated record. The coding region runs from base 554 to 2239 and encodes 561 amino acids. Lineage: Eukaryota; Metazoa; Arthropoda; Insecta; Diptera; Culicidae.
CGCUUUAGUUUGGAGAUCGUGACCGCCGCAAAAACACGACACAUGGACCAUUAAACCAAGUCGGAUCAGUUAAUGGUACAAUGGGUUGGAGAAUGGUUCGGAAAGUGAGAUUUGUGUAGUGAAGAUAGUGACUAAAUAUGAGUUCAGUUUAAAGUGCUUUUGAGUGAUUUAGUGAGUUUCAUUUACAUUAAACAAACAUAUUUAGGCUAAUUUAAAGUGGAACGAAGAAAAAAUGCCAUAAAUUUAUGUUAACUUUCGUGAGUGAAGAGUGAAGAAUUGAUCGAAAUUUACAGUGCCAGCUGUCCAAAUCAUGGCUUUGAAGCUCAUCACUCGUCGAUCGAUUGCAUGACGUGAUCGUUUGUCUUAUUUGCUGUAAACACACAAACAUAACCCGCCGCCGCCGGCCCAGAAAACAUCUGGUUCAAUCGAACUUUGAUUUGCCGUAAAGUCCAUAAAUAUAAAACUGUCUCUCUAAAUACGACCAACAUGUGAUCCAGUUGGGACGCACAGGAAUUGCUAAUCGGUGAGUGAGGAUCGAGAAGAUUUGGGCAAAAUGGAAAGUACCGGAAAAGUUUAUCACGCGACCCGGAAUUUUAUGUUUAAAUAUUUUUUGGCGUUUGUGUGGAUCGGAUUCAACUUUGUAGUAUUCUGCAAAGCAUUCUCCAACUAUCACCAUGAGCCAGAGUUUUACUAUCUAAGCAAAAUCUUAGGCAAUGGCCUCUGCGUUUCGCGCGGAACGGCCCCCGUGCUUAACCUGACCAUGGCCUUGAUUACGCUGCCAAUGUGUCGAUCACUGAACGUGGCGUUGAACGGGGCGUUUGGCAGGUGGUCCGUUCGCGUUUUGGUGUUUUAUCUGGAGAAAAUCAAGGUGCUGCAUCUGGCGCUGGGUGUCGGGCUGAUCAUUGUUGGGGUGAUUCACAGUAUUGCGCAUUUUGUGAAUAUUCACAAUUUUAUCGAGAACUACGAUGAGAAAUAUAACUCAAUCAACUGGGCUUCGAGACAGGACGAUAGCAGGCUCCGCCUACUGCUCGCCACGCCCACCGGCUUCUCGGGCUGCGUAAUGCUUACCACGUUGCUGGCCAUCGCCUACUUCUCCUCUCGUCAGAUGAGAGAUCGCUUUUACAACAGCUUCUUCGCAGCUCACCACCUGUUUCUGCUAUUUUACGGGAUGAUGUUCUAUCAUCCGCUGAGCAACAUCAUCAAGUACCAAACCAACUUGAAGACGCACCCAAACGGAUGCGACAUGGUUGACGAAGCGGUACUCCGGAACGACACUGUCCUUCAAGCAAUCUGCAGCGAGGAACCUACGUUCGAAGCGGGAGAGAAAAUCGCUUGGAUUUGGCCACUAAUUGGACUGUCCGUCUACCUGUUGGACGUAACUUGCCGCUAUCUGACGACUCACUCGAGUUCCCGGAAGGUCGCCACGCUGCAGUCCCACGUGCUCCCGGGAAAGGGAAUCUACCUGCGACUUCGGUUCACUCGGACCAAACGAGUCCCGGUCGGUGCCGGCCAGUACGUUCUCCUCCAGUGUCCCGCCAUUUCCACCCUCGAGUGGCAUCCGUUCACCGUGAUUGAUUUUCCAACGACGAUCCACAACACGGUUUCGCUGGCGAUUUCGGUCCGCGGAGAUUGGACGCAACGGCUGUACGAGUUGGUGUCGGAGAGGGAACGCUACAAGCAUGACUACGGGGUGGAGAUCUGCCGUCGGAGGAUCGACUUCCUGCUGGAUGGUCCGUAUCCUUCGGCGAUGACCAGUAUGCUUAAGUACAAGCGGAUCGUGUACGUGGGCGCCGGAGUGGGCAUUACACCGUUUGCGGGAUUCGUGAGGCACAUGCUGAAUUUUGACGCGAAAUGGCCGACUCGAAUACAUUUGAUUUGGAUUGUGAAAAAUGCUGAAAUGUUCACCUGGUUUGCGGAUGAGCUGACGAAGCUACAGGAAAGGUUUUGGAAGCAGAACAAACCGGAUCGCUUCACGUUGAAGCUGUUUUGGACCCAGAACUUCAACCAAAACCUGGUCGAAGAAUACUUUAGCGACUAUCCAACGCUGAAGGCGCGGAUUUUCCCGGGGCGACCCAAGUGGGACGACGUUUUUCUGGACUUUGUCACGCUUUAUCCAAGGAAAGCGGUAACAUUGUUCAGUUGUGGACCAAAAGGCCUCACCAAAGAGUUGAAAAGUCUUUGUAGGCGCUAUCGAAAGCAUGGCUGUAAUUUUAGUUACUUCCACGAAGGAUUCGGAUAAAAGCAUUAACU